ACCCCACGGGAGCCCAUGGGGAGCCCCAGGUUGGCAGCUCCACUCCUGCUUCUCCUCCUGCUGUUCAUUGGGCUCUCUGCCUCCGCCAGGAUUGGCUGCCCCUACCUGCCCCGCUGGAGCACCCACUGUCUGCUGGCCUCUCACAUGGAAGACACUCUCACUGGUGAGUCUGCCGGUAUUCCUUGCCAUACCCAGCUGGCCCUUGCUGUGUCCACAAGGCCUCUGUGUGCUCAGCUCUGGCUCUGCCACUAUUUGUGCUUGCAUCUGGUGUCAGAUCCUCCAGGCCUCCAUGGGGGCUGUUUCUACCUCCUGGUGCAGAAAUACAAAAAGUCAUGUAAGUUCCGGUUCUGUAGGAGACACAAGAUGCCAGCAUCUGCUCAGAGGAAGCUGCUGAGUGGCUGUUGCCUGUCUGGGAAGGGUCAUCACAUCGCUGUCCCCUCCCCAGACAUCUCUCACAAGGGGUUGCGCACUAAAAGGACCCAACCUUCAGACCUGAAGGCAUUGGAAGGUCUCCCCAGACCCAGCUCACAAAGGCAUGAAGGGCCUGAGUUCUCCUUUGAUUUGCUGCCCGAGGCACGGGCUAUUCAAGUGACCAUUCCUCCGGGACCUGAGGUCAGUGUGCGUCUUUGUCACCAGUGGGUACUAGAAUGUGAGGAGCUGAGCAGUCCCUUCGACACGCAGAAAAUUGUGUCUGGAGGCCACACUGUAGACCUGCCUUAUGAAUUCUUUCUGCCCUGUCUGUGCAUAGAGGUAUCCUACCUGCAAGAGGACACGGUGAGGCGCAAAAAAUGUCCCUUCCAGAACUGGCCUGAAGCCUAUGGUUCGGACUUCUGGAAGUCAGUGCACUUUACCGACUACAGCCAGCACAGUCAGAUGGUCAUGGCCCUGACCCUCCGCUGCCCACUGAAGCUGGAGGCCUCCCUCUGCCAGAAGUGGGGCUGGAAUACCCUCUGUGAAGACCUCCCCAAUGCCACGGCUCGAGAGUCAGAGGGGUGGUAUGUCUUGGAGGGAAUAGACCUACAUCCCCAGCUUUGCUUCAAGUUCUCAUUUGGAAAUAGCAGCCAUGUUGAAUGCCCCCACCGGACGGGUGAGCUGAUAACCCCAUCCUGGAAUGUGAGCAUGGAUACCCAGGCCCAGCAGCUGGUCCUUCACUUCUCCUCAAGGAUACACGCCACCUUCAGUGCUGCCUGGAGCCACCCAAGCUUGGGGCAGGACAGCUUGGUGCCCCCUGUGUACAGCAUCAGCCAGACUCAGGGCUCAAGCCCAGUGACACUAGAGCUCAUCAUUCCCUUCCUGAAGCCAGGGAGCUGUGUCCUGGUGUGGAGGUCAGAUGUUCAGUUUUCCUGGAAGCACCUCUUGUGUCCAGAUGUCUCUCAUAGACACCUGGGGCUCUUGAUACUGGCACUGCUGGCCCUCACCACCCUAUUGGGCAUUGUUCUGGUCUUCACCCGCCGGCGUCCACUGUCAGGCCCUGGCCGAGCACGGCCGGUGUUGCUCCUGCACGUGGCCGACUCGGAGGCACAGCGACGCCUGGUGGGAGCGCUGGCUGAACUGCUGCGGGCAUCGCUGGGCGGCGGGCGCGACGUGAUCGUGGACCUGUGGGAGGGGACGCGCGUGGCGCGCGUGGGCCCGCUGCCAUGGCUGUGGGCUGCACGGGCGCGCGUUGCGCAGGAGCGGGGCACCGUGCUGCUUCUGUGGAGCAGUGCGGGCCCCAGUCCAGCCCAAGGCCGGGAUCCCCACUCCGCACCCCUGCGCGCCCUGCUCCGCGCCGCCCCGCGCCCGCUGCUGCUGCUUGCUUACUUCAGUCGCCUCUGUGCCAAGGGUGACAUUCCCCCGCCCCUGCGCGACCUGCCACGCUACCGCCUCCUGCGCGACCUGCCACGCCUGCUGCGGGCUCUAGACGCUCAGCCUUCCACCGAAGCCGCCAACGGAGGCUCCCUCGGGAAUCGGCGGUGCCUGCGGGGUCGCCUGGAGCUGUGCCAUCGGCUGGAACUCGAGGCCGCCAAAUUUUGCCCACCGAGGCUGAGCAGAGACAGGCGUAGGGGUACUGGCUGGAACCCCUGAAUGAGCCUCCCACCCUAAAAUCCUUGGGGUGCUUCCUCAGGACUACUGGCCAAAAAUUCUUACUGC
This is a messenger RNA of Enhydra lutris kenyoni (northern sea otter), 2130 nucleotides long. RefSeq names its product interleukin 17 receptor E. Gene Ontology annotation, molecular function: interleukin-17 receptor activity. Lineage: Eukaryota; Metazoa; Chordata; Mammalia; Carnivora; Mustelidae. The transcript has 16 exons. Bases 16 to 2064 code for a protein of 682 amino acids. The record is from RefSeq and is a predicted model, not a curated record.